Nerophis lumbriciformis (worm pipefish) is the source of this 1221-nucleotide messenger RNA. The record is from RefSeq and is a predicted model, not a curated record. Lineage: Eukaryota; Metazoa; Chordata; Actinopteri; Syngnathiformes; Syngnathidae.
AUGGCCACCGAAGUGCGGCAGGAGCUCGCACAGUUGAUGAAUUCAUUUGGCUCUCACAAAGAUUUAUCGGCCAAAUACAGACAAAUCCUGGAAAAAGCUGUCCAGUUCACAGAUGCAGAUCAACUUGACUCCUUGAAGGCCUUUGUUGAAGCAAUGGUCAAUGAAAAUGUAAGUCUUGUCAUCUCAAGACAGCUGCUCACAGACUUCUGCACGCAUCUACCCAACCUGCCAGACGCUACGGCCAAGGCGGUGUAUCAUUUCACCUUGGAGAAGAUUCAGCCAAGGGUAAUUUCCUUUGAGGAGCAGGUGGCAUCCAUCAGACAACACUUAGCGACUAUUUAUGAAAAGGAGGGCGAUUGGAGGAAUGCCGCCCAGGUUUUAGUUGGCAUUCCUCUGGAAACGGGGCAGAAACAAUAUAAUGUGGACUACAAGUUGGACACCUACCUGAAAAUAGCCCGUCUCUACCUGGAGGAUGAUGACCCAGUGCAGGCUGAGGCCUACAUCAACAGAGCCUCCUUGCUUCAGAAUGAAUCCUCCAAUGAACAGCUGCAGAUACACUAUAAGGUGUGCUACGCCAGAGUCCUCGACUUCAGGAGGAAGUUCAUCGAAGCGGCACAGAGAUACAACGAGCUGUCUUACAAAUCCAUUGUCCACGAGAGCGAGCGUCUCGAGGCGCUCAAGCAUGCGCUCAACUGCACCAUAUUGGCCUCCGCAGGCCAGCAACGUUCCCGAAUGUUGGCCACCCUCUUCAAGGACGAGCGCUGCCAGCAGCUAGCCGCGUACGGAAUCCUGGAGAAGAUGUACCUGGACCGCAUCAUCCGGGGAAACCAGUUGCAGGAAUUUGCCGCCAUGCUCAUGCCUCACCAAAAGGCCACCACGGCAGACGGCUCCAGCAUCUUGGACAGAGCUGUGAUUGAACACAACCUGCUUUCCGCUAGUAAACUCUACAACAACAUCACCUUUGAAGAGCUUGGAGCACUUUUGGAAAUCCCGCCAGCCAAAGCUGAGAAGAUUGCAUCACAGAUGAUCACUGAAGGACGCAUGAACGGCUUCAUCGAUCAGAUCGACGGCAUCGUGCACUUUGAGACACGAGAGCCGCUACCCACGUGGGACAAGCAGAUCCAGUCGCUGUGUUUCCAAGUCAACAACCUCCUGGAAAAGAUCCGACAGGCGGCUCCCGAGUGGGCCGCCCAAGCCAUGGAGACCCAGAUGAGUCAGUAA